This is a messenger RNA of Erpetoichthys calabaricus (reedfish), 1745 nucleotides long. RefSeq names its product KICSTOR subunit 2 (gene kics2). The coding region runs from base 278 to 1615 and encodes 445 amino acids. Gene Ontology annotation, biological process: protein localization to lysosome; cellular response to glucose starvation; cellular response to amino acid starvation. The record is from RefSeq and is a predicted model, not a curated record. NCBI's taxonomy places the organism in Eukaryota, Metazoa, Chordata, Cladistia, Polypteriformes, Polypteridae. Gene Ontology annotation, cellular component: KICSTOR complex. The transcript has 3 exons.
AAGGCGGGGCGCCUGCAAUUUUUUAUGCUAACCAAAUGAAACGCUGAAAUUUGUAAACAGAACUGCGAAACGUUUAUCGCUAAUCCCAUGAGUGUUCAUUCCUAACAAAAAAUGCAUAUGAUAAGAUCGGUAGAUGUGGGACAAGGCUUAUUGAACGCGGAUUCCAACUGGAAGAAGACUUGAGCUGUGCUUUAACUUCAAGAGAAGUCUUCCUCGUGUAUUUAACCACAAACCUAUUUUUCUUUUCAAGUAAACGUGCUGCGGGUAACAAUAUGCUAUGAGUGAAAAUUCCUCUUUGAAUCCGGUACCGGUUGAGCAGGCGGUUCUAGAGACUUUCUUCUCUCAGCUUGGCAUAUUCUCGUAUGACAGAGCCAAAGACUAUGUGGAGAAGGAGAAAGAGAGCAGCAAGAGUGCCGGGGCGAGCUGGUCCUCCUUGCUGGCUGCCCUGGCACACCUCGCUGCUGCGGAGAAGGCCUAUCACAACAUGACAUUUUUGGGACAGAAAUUGGGUGGUCAGUCAUUUUUCAGUCGAAAGGAUUCCAUUAGGACAAUCUACACCUCACUUCAUAAUGAACUGAAGAAAGUGGUGACAAUUGGCCGCAAUGCAGUGGGAGGAACGGCACCCUGCCUAGAAGAGCUUCUCUCUCAUCUCUCAGAGCAGUUGUGCUUCUUUAUUCAGGCUCGCAUGGAAAUAGCAGAUUUCUAUGAAAAGAUGUACUCUCUUACCAAUCAGAAAUCUAUCCACUCAGAAGAGCUUGUGAACACGCUAGAAUCAGUUCUGCAGAAGUACAGCUCAAGAUUUCAUCAUCCCAUCCUUAGUCCCCUGGAAAGCAGUUUUCAGUUGGAGGUGGAUGUUCUGACUCAGCUUCUCAAGUGUCAAGCUCAGAUAUCUGAAUGGAAAUUCUUACCAUCACUUCUUAACUUGCACAGUGCUCACUCUAAGUUACACAGCUGGGGCCAAAUCUUUGAGAAACAGCGCGAGACCAGAAAGCAUCUAUUUGGUGGCCAAGUGCAGAAAGCUGUACAGCCUCCACAUCUUUUUCUGUGGCUUGUCAAACUCAAAAAUGUUCUGUUAGCCAAAUUCAGCUUUUAUUUUCAUGAGGCCCUCAGUCGACAAACAACACCCUCUGAAAUGAAGACAUUGACAGCUAAAACAAGCCCAGAUUAUUUUGGCAAGAUUUCUAGUUUUAUUCGAAAGUAUGAUGCUAUCAACGUCUCACUUAUAUUUGAUAACCGUGGUUCAGAGAGUUUCCAUGGACAUGGUUAUCACCACCCUCAUUCUUAUAGGGAAGCACCAAAGGGUGUGGACCAAUAUCCUGCUGUAGUGUCCCUACCUGGUGAUCGUCCUGUAAUGCACUGGCCUAAUGUCAUUAUGAUAAUGAAUGACCGCGCUGCUGACCUCAAUAUGCUUGACAAGGUAGUGCAUUUCUAUGAUGAUAAGGUCCAAAGUACUUACUAUCUGACACGCCCAGAGCCACACUUUACUAUUAUAAUUAUCUUUGAAGCAAAAAAGUCUGAGAAAGACACUCACUUUGUCUCCUUUCUGCAGGAGCUUUCAGGAUCUCUCAGAAAUUCCAAAUCAUUUGUAAGCUUGAAGCCGGGUUCAAAAGGUUGACUGUGCAGAGAAUUGCUCUAUUAUAAUGUGAGUCACAAGUUUAGCAGUAUCUGAAAUCUUAAGAAUAUUUAUAAUAAUGUUCUGCUUAAAUUGUUUUGUUUUAUGCCAAUAAAAGAGCAAUUAUGAUUGA